CCUUAAAAGCCCAGCGUUGCCAUAUGGCAACAGAAAAAUGUGUCAGCAGGGAAUUUUUUUUUUUCGCCUAUGACAUGCGUUGGCAGCCCUGUAGCGGUUGGAAUACACAGAGAAAGAGCCAGACUACAAUAUACAGCUGAGUUUGAACCUUGACAUUGUUGUUUGUACUAUCCAGCUGAGCAUAAAAACUACAAAUGACACCAUGACAAACCAACAUGAGCCUAUGAGUGUAGCUGAAAUACUUGAAGAGUUACAGCGUGAUGAAUUCCAAGAUAUUGAUGUGGCUGAGUUAUUUGUGGAGCCCCCAGAGCCAAACAUACUAUCAGAUGAAGAUUCAGCUGAUGAAGAUGAAGGAGGGAUGAUUGACAACCUCAGCAGCAGACAACUUGCAGCCUUGGGUGAAGUUGUUCUCACCAACAAUAUCAGAAUGGGUGUUGGCAGUGAGAUUGAAGUUCCAUAUGAUGUUAUGCCUCAAGAAUUAGCCGCACAUAAUGCAGAUGAGCAACCUCCAUCCACAAGCAUUUCAGAGGAAUCAACAGCGGGAAGCAGUGUGGAACCAUCUACAUCAGGAGGCACUUCAAGAAAAAGAAAACGCCUACAACCAGAUCAGUCACAAACGCCUACAAACGCCUCAACACAGUUCCAGCCUACCAAUUUUUCAUUUGACCGCAGAUGGAAAAAAGAUGAUCUCUUCACCACUGCUCAUCAUUUUCCUGAAAGCGAUUUUACAAAGUAUAGAGAUUUUUCACCUGUGGAACUAUUCCAGCUUUUUUUUGAUGAGGAGCUGUUUGACCUGAUGAUCAACGAGAUAAAAAAAUAUGCAGCAUUCAAAAACGUUCCUGAUCCAAAUAUAACCAAAGCUGAACUGAAGUGUUUUUUUGGAAUUCUGAUUAUUUCUGGGUAUAAUUCUUUGCCCGGAAAACGUUACUAUUGGGAGACAUCUGAUGAUGUGAGAAAUCAUCUUAUUUGUAAGUCAAUGAGACGAAACCGUUUCACACAAAUAAUGAGCUUGCUUCAUUUUGUUGACAGUACAAGAAUAGAUCGUUCAGAUAAACUUUGGAAACUUCGUCCUCUCAUUGAUAAGCUAAAAAUAAACUUUGGAGUAAAUUUUGUCCCAGUUCAACAAUUAGAUUUUGAUGAGUCAAUGAUUGCCUAUUAUGGGCGUCAUUCAUGUAAGCAGUUCAUAAGAGGAAAGCCAAUCCGUUUUGGAUAUAAAGCUUGGUGCCUCAAUACAUUCAGUGGUUACCUUGUAGAUUUUUCAAUAUAUCAGGGUAGGACAGGAAGUACAGAUGAUGCAUAUGAUAAAGCUUUUGGUAAAUCAGCUGCACCAUUAGUGAGGAUGCUGAAUGAUCUAGAACCUUGCAAAGUUCUGCCAUAUCACAUUUACUUCGAUAAUUUAUUCACGGGUCUAAAUUUACUAUCAUACCUGAGAGACCAGAACUUUCAUGGUACUGGUACCAUUAGAGCAAACCGUGUACCAAAAGAUUGUAAAUUAUGCUCUCCAAAUGAGAUAAAAAAAAAGGAAAGAGGGUUUUAUGACCAUUCUGUCAGCAGCGACAACAUAAUAAUCACAAGAUGGCAAGACAAUGCACCUGUCACUGUUGCCUCCACAAUUCAUGGGAUAAAUCCAUUGUCCCAUGUGAAGAGAUAUUCACGAAAAGAGAAAAAAACUGUCCUUGUCAAACGGCCAUCACUCAUUGGUGAGUAUAAUAAGUUCAUGGGUGGGACAGAUUUGAUGGACGAGAAUGUCAACCGAUAUAGAGUUGGCAUUAGGAGCAAGAAAUGGUGGUGGCCUAUAUUUUCAUGGUGCCUUGAUGUAUCACUCCAGAAUGCGUGGUAUUUGUACAACAUGGCCAACCGACCAAGAAUCACACAGCUUGAGUUCAAACGUGCAAUUGCUGUAUAUUAUCUGCAAACUUUUGGAACUGAACCACAAGUUGGAGGGAGACCAUCUUUACGCCCACAGUCAACUCCUGCAUUUGAAGAGCUAAGAUAUGAUGGAUUGAACCACAUUGUUAUUGAAAAUGAAAAGAAAGAUGGGAAAAAAAAGAAACGAAGAUGUGCUAGAGCAGGAUGUAAAAGCUUCAUGAGAACCAGUUGCAAGAAAUGUGCUGUCGGCCUCUGCAUACCAUGCUUCUUACCAUUCCACACAAGGAAUUGACUGUUUGGAGAUUGAAUAGUUUGUAAUCCAAGAAUAUCUUAUCUGCUAUUUUCCUAUAACACUUGUUUGUAAUAAAAUAUGUAAAAUUAGAAAAGUUUUAUUAUUGAAAAGAAUGAUGAACCCAUUGCUACUGCAUUGACCUAUUGUUGCCAUAUGGCAACGGCUGAUUUUGUUCAUUCAACAGCAAUUGAGGUCAAUCAAUGAAUAAAAAGUGUUAUAAAAAGGUCUAAGAACACAUAUUCAACCAGUUUUUUCGAUAUAAUUGGAAAAAAUAACACAUUGAAAAAACUUGGGCUUUGAAGGGUUAAAUAAUAGUCU
Nilaparvata lugens (brown planthopper) is the source of this 2479-nucleotide messenger RNA. Its product is annotated as piggyBac transposable element-derived protein 3. The record is from RefSeq and is a predicted model, not a curated record. Gene Ontology annotation, molecular function: sequence-specific DNA binding. The coding region runs from base 203 to 2161 and encodes 652 amino acids. The transcript is spliced from 3 exons. Lineage: Eukaryota; Metazoa; Arthropoda; Insecta; Hemiptera; Delphacidae.